AUGGCCGGAGUUGACAGUAACCCGAAAACUCACCCAUAUGAGCCUGCUCAGGUUUCCGAAGUAGACUCCGAGCCACAGACUGCGACCACAACUGAGUAUAAGCGCCAUCCAGUGUACUCCCCCAGCGAAUGGCUUUUGGAAUCGAUCAGUUCGAUUCUGGCCCUGGGCCUCCUCAUUGGCAUUGCCAUUAUCUUUUGGUAUAUGGACGACAAGCCUCUCUCUGCCUGGCGCGGCCGCAUCUCUCUCAACGCGACAAUUUCGAUUCUGACAACUGCAUACAUUACGGCGUUGAUGCAUGGGGUUAGCACAUUUAUUGGACAGUCUAAAUGGCUUCACUUCCAGAACGGGUCUCGCAAGCUUGCUGACUUUGAAAUAUUUGACGGAGCUAGUCGCGGUGUUUGGGGGUCUAUCCUGCUGCUUACCACCGUCAAGUGGAACCUAGCCACCAUCAGCGCAUUCAUCACGAUCUUGCGACUUACGUUAUCGCCAUUCGCACAACAGGUGGUUCUGAUUGAGCAGCGAGACAUCGUCUUUUCUGCCGACACCGCCACCUUCGGAUAUGCGCACAAUUACAGCCGGAAUAUACUGAAUAACCUGGUAAACUCUGGCAUCGGGAGCAUCCCGCAGGAUCCCGGUAUGCAGUCCUCCAUCAUCCGGGGCCUAUAUGGCAUCAACAUUGCAGAACCUUUCAAGUGCCCCGGGGCAUGUCGCUGGACGGGAUCAUACAUAUCACUUGGGUUCAAGGCCGAGUGCAGGAACGUCACCCAGGAAACAUUGCAAGUGGCCACCUGCGAGGGUAAAGAUAAUUCGCUGCGGCAAUGCAACAUGACAACACCAGGCGGAGUCGACCUUGCAACUCGCGCUUACUUUACCGAUUUGGCGACAACAUACUACAUGAAUGCAUCCUCACUGCUGAUGAGCACAUCAGCAACUAAGUUGCCUGAUACCUUUCCCGAAAUCACCCGGUUCGCAAUCUAUAGAUCGACCCCGGACAGCAAUUUUCGAAUUCAAGACAUCAACAUCACAGACUGCUCUCUCUCCAUCACGGCCUACCAAUACACGGAUGCCAAGGCCGAUGGUAGUGAUUUCUCCUUUGCGACCAAACGGGAGGUCGAUUUUGGCAUGAAGAAUCCCUGGAUGCUCGGGACCAAAGGAACCGAAAUGAAAUUCAAGAGCAUGUACACCAACGAGUCGACGAGUGGUGAUAUCCAUAUCCCGGCGCUCGAAAUGAGCUAUGCUAGUCUCGCUGCGGUGGAAACUUUAUUCGAGUCCACGACAAUAGCUACCGAGUGGGUCGCAGGGAACUUUGUCAAUACGAACCUCGGUGUCGCCGCUGCUCUAUCUGGCGACGUGGACAUUAGCAACCGGUUCGACAAAAUGGCGACUGCCAUGACGGACUAUCUGCGGUACGGUCCGAAUGCCCUGUCUGCACAUGGAGAGGUAGUUCAGAGCGAGCCGUUUGUUUUCAUCCGCUGGGGGUACUUCGUGGUUCCAAUUGUGACUGAAGGGUGCGCGAUUUUGUUCGCCAUCUUGAGUAUUUUUAGCAAUCGCCGGAGCCGCGUUCCCCUGUGGAAGUCUUCGACGCUUGCUGUGCUGGCUUGUCAGCGUGAAAAGCAGCGUGGGCUCCUACAGACUACGGGCAAGGACAUUAACGAGAUUAAGGACGAGGCUCAGAAGGCUAAGGUACGGCUGCAAUAG
Molecule: messenger RNA, 1698 nt
Organism: Penicillium arizonense
Lineage: Eukaryota; Fungi; Ascomycota; Eurotiomycetes; Eurotiales; Aspergillaceae
Product: DUF3176 domain-containing protein
Exons: 2
Coding region: 1-1698 (565 amino acids)
Source: RefSeq, a predicted model, not a curated record